Messenger RNA from Pyricularia grisea, 966 nucleotides. RefSeq lists its product as uncharacterized. Gene Ontology annotation, molecular function: cysteine-type deubiquitinase activity. Gene Ontology annotation, biological process: ubiquitin-dependent protein catabolic process; protein deubiquitination. Bases 1 to 966 code for a protein of 321 amino acids. The transcript is spliced from 2 exons. Gene Ontology annotation, cellular component: cytoplasm. NCBI's taxonomy places the organism in Eukaryota, Fungi, Ascomycota, Sordariomycetes, Magnaporthales, Pyriculariaceae. The record is from RefSeq and is a predicted model, not a curated record.
AUGGAAAUGCUCGGCGUCUUCACAUACCUUCUCGAAGAGCUCGGCGUCAAGGGCGUUCAGUUCGAGGAGCUCUUGACCCUCGAGCCCGAAACCCUGGCCUCUCUCCACCCCGUCUACGGCGUCAUCUUCCUCUUCAAGUACCCAACCGACCAACCAUACCGAGCCGAGAAGCCUCUCGAUGGCGACUUUGACCACGACGCCGCCGACGACGGCACACUCUUCUUCGCGAGCCAGACCAUCCAGAACGCGUGCGGCACGCAGGCCCUGCUCUCCGUCCUGCUCAACCGCACCGCCGACGUCGAGGUCGGCCCGGCCCUGUCCGACUUUAGGGAGUUCACCAUGCCCUUACCCGCCGAGUUCCGCGGUGAAGCUCUAUCCAACUCGGACCUGAUCCGCAGCGUACACAACAGCUUCGCGCGCUCCUCUCCCUUCGCCGACGAGACGACCCGGCCCGCCGACGCCGACUCGGAGGACGCCUUCCACUUCAUCGCCUACACCGCCGCGGGCGGCCGGCUCUGGGAGCUCGACGGCCUGCAGCCCGCGCCCAUCAGCCACGGGCCCUGCGACGGCACCGACGGCGAGGACUUUGCCAACAAGGUCAUGGCCGUCCUGCAGCGCCGCAUGCAGCGCUACGAGUCGUCCGAGAUACGCUUCAACCUGCUCGCAAUGUGCCGCGACCUGCGCCUGCGCGCCGCCGAGCUGGGCGACGCCGAGGCCGCCGAGCGUGAGCGGAGGAAGCGCCGCGAGUGGCGCUUCGAGAACGCCCUGCGCAGACACAACUUUGUCGGCUUCGCCGGCGAGGUGCUGCGCGGCGUCGUGGCCGCCAAGGUCAACGAAGGCGGCGGAAACGACGCUUAUGAUAAGUGGGUCGAGCAGGCUAAACAGAAGAUGGUCAAGAGGAUAGGAGACAGGUCCGAGAGGAAGAGGAGUGCCGGUGGCGGAGGCGACGUUGAGAUGGCUGGUUGA